Lycium barbarum (goji berry) is the source of this 1591-nucleotide messenger RNA. RefSeq names its product ethylene-responsive transcription factor 5-like. Gene Ontology annotation, biological process: regulation of DNA-templated transcription; ethylene-activated signaling pathway. The record is from RefSeq and is a predicted model, not a curated record. The coding region runs from base 178 to 1086 and encodes 302 amino acids. The transcript has a single exon. Gene Ontology annotation, molecular function: DNA binding; DNA-binding transcription factor activity. Lineage: Eukaryota; Viridiplantae; Streptophyta; Magnoliopsida; Solanales; Solanaceae.
GAUGCUUCCUUGUUCUAACCAAGAAGGCUCCAAGAAACCUCCAUUAGACUCAAAAUUUUCCACCCUUUAUAAUCUCCCUCUUCACUCUUCAUUUUCCACUCAAUUCUUCCAUAUUUUGAAACAAGAAAAAAAAGAUUCUUUCUUCUCAAAAAUUAUUUUUCUCUCUAAAAUAUUUAAAUGGCUUCUUCUUCAUUAGAUUUGAUCAGGCAACAUCUUCUUGAUGAUGUAGCUUUUAUUGAAAAUUAUUGUUCUUCAUCAGAAACAAGUAGUACCCUUUAUUCUCAAAGUUCAUCUACUUCUGAAUCUUUAGAUUCUUUAGUCUCUGAUCUCAAAACUGAAACCAAAUUCUCGUUUUGUCCUGAUUUAAUCUACACAACAAAUAAUACAGCUCAAAGUUCAAAUCUUGAAUUCUCCGGUUUUUUCAAUAACUCGAAAAUAGAACUCAAUUCCUCUGAAUUGCCAGCAAAACCCCAAAAGAAAAAAAGCUUCAAUGAAAGAAAACCUUCACUGAACAUUUCAAUUCCAUCUGUCAAGAAAACAGAGCAAAAAACAGGGGCAUCAAAAACAGGGGAACUGAAAACAGAGUACUCUGUUUUGAAAACAGGGGAAAAUUCGGAGAAAAAGCGAUAUAGAGGAGUCAGGCAAAGGCCAUGGGGGAAAUUUGCAGCGGAGAUUUGUGACCCUACCCGAAAGGGUACUCGGGUUUGGUUAGGAACUUUCGAUACUGCAAUGGAUGCGGCCAUGGCAUAUGACAGAGCGGCUUUUAGACUCAGAGGGAGCAAAGCAAUCUUGAAUUUCCCACUUGAAGUUAGUACUUUUAAACAAGAAAAUAAUGAAGUGGAGAAAAAAGGAAAUUUGAAUUUAAAUUCUAGUGGGAAGAGGGUAAGAGAAGUGGAGAAUCAUGAAGACGAAGUGGUGGUGAAGAAGGAAGUGAAAAGAGAACAAAUGGUGGCAACUCCAUUGACACCUUCAAGUUGGUCUUCAAUUUGGGAUUGUGGAAGUGGAAAGGGUAUUUUUGAGGUGCCACCUUUGUCACCAUUAUCACCACAUCCAAGUUUUGGUUACUCUCAACUUUUGGUUUCAUAGUGAAAUGAAUACAAAGUCAACUUGAUUGGGUAUUGUGAAUUAUGGAGCGAUCUUAUUGCUACGAUCUACUGAGAUUUAGCAUUUUGUACUUAUAAUUCGUCACUCAAAAAAAAGAAAGAUUGUGAACAAAAAAGAAGGAUUGUGAACAAGUAUUUAGAAAAUGACGAAGAAAAUGGACCAAUUUCAAAAGAGAAGAAAUUUAAAAGGAAAAAUGAAAAAAAAAAAAAAGGUAUGAGAUGAUUUCAAGUCCAUAAAAGAAAAAAAGGGAGCAGAAGAGAUGGGGUCCCUUUUGGGAAAUUAGAUGAAAAUAUUGGAAGAUUAGCAUAUUUUCUAAACAAGGAUGAUAAGUACAUAUCAAGAAAUAUGGGGAGAUGGGAAUGGAAGUGUUUUGGAUCAUGCAAAAUUUGUUUCUUCUUUUUUAUUUCAUUGAUAAGCUUUGUUUCAUGUAACUAUGAAUUCUACCGAGGAAUUUUAUUUGAUUGGUUUAUUUAAGAGGGUUCAAAUA